AUGCAAGAUCCGGAAACGGGCAAAAUUGUGUACAGUGCUUGCAACAGCAACUCCACGCCCAUUCUGCCCGUCGAUGGCCUCAACGCCUUCAGCCUCACCAACAAACCUCGAAUCGGCACGUCCAUCGCCGCCGCAGGAUGGUACGAUGUGGGCGAGCAUACGACAAUGGCCUCUGUCUUUUACCAGGCCGAAGAUGGCGCUCUGGUGAACGGUUACUUCGUUUGCGAUUUUCAAACGGGCCAUUAUAACACCUCAGGCGAGUACAUCAUCUCCAAAACGGCCGGCGUCGAGUCCAUACACAACGAGACGGGGCUUGCGGUCGAGCUGCUGAGCUCCAAGGACGGGUACCGCCUGUUCUUCCACGACGAGGCCAAGACCGUCAAUGUCAUGUCGUACACGACAACAAUUGGCGAGUGGCAACUCCAGGGGACGAUCUCGCAGGACCCGGUUGGCGGAAUGGCACUGGCGUCAACACACUCUGGCCAGAUGAACAUAUCGGUCGUCUUCCCCAAAGACGCGGAAAACCUCGAAGUCUCGAGACUUUUCAAAGACGAGACGUGGCGUCUAGCCACACUACCUCGCCCCCUGGUCGGCAACGGAGUAAAUGCCAGUACCAACGCGUCCGAUAUCAUCCUCGAUUCGUCUUUCAAGCCAAAUUACACCCUGCCCGCAUUCUCGAACAACUUGACUAGCCUAGGCGCAAUGGUUGACCAGUCAUAUGUGCGCAGCAUCUUUUACCUGGGAACCGAUGCCAAGCUGCACCAGGUGUCGAAUAUCAACUGGCAGUGGAAGUCGAUGCCGGACCAGAAUUCAGGGAUCUGGCCCGUGGCCGAUGUUGCCGGUGGACCCUUUGCGACAGCGAACAACGUUGAUACAAACGAGGCGUGGAUAUGGUAUCGAUCAAACGGCAGUUUCGUACAGUUAUACCAUGGGAGCAAUGGCUUUUGGGCGCCGGCAACGAGGGUGCCCAGCUCCAAUUCGACCAAGCCGCUCGAUGAAGGGCCUAACGAGACCGCGCCACUGACGACUUCAACGACCGCAACAGGGAAGCCGGUAGUGCUGUCAACCGGAGCCAAGACCGGGAUCGGCAUCGGCGUUUCGUUAGGCGUGAUCGCCCUCGCCGGCGUUGGGAUCUUAUUCCUCAGGAGAAGAAGACGACAGCAAGAGGCGGUAGCUGAGGCGGCCCGUCUCAAAGAGGCGGAAGCCAUGGCCCAGAUGGCUCCCUUCGGCAACCUGACGUGGGGCCCGGAGUCGCCAACGGAAAAGCACGGGACAGAGUUGGUUGAAGCGGACGCGGUGGACACGACAGCGCCACAAGAGCUGGCGAAUGCAGGCGAAAGGUACGAGCUUGUGGGUGAAGGGCACUGGAGGGAAAUGGACGCGACAGGGCAGAACGGGGCCAGGAGGAGUAUCGGGGGGUGGAGAGAGGCUCAGGCUCAGGAAACACAAGAGCUGCAAGGCGGGAAGAGAUGA
This is a messenger RNA of Colletotrichum higginsianum IMI 349063, 1473 nucleotides long. RefSeq lists its product as uncharacterized. The transcript is spliced from 3 exons. Bases 1 to 1473 code for a protein of 490 amino acids. Lineage: Eukaryota; Fungi; Ascomycota; Sordariomycetes; Glomerellales; Glomerellaceae. The record is from RefSeq and is a predicted model, not a curated record.